Messenger RNA from Sesamum indicum (sesame), 3244 nucleotides. Its product is annotated as DDT domain-containing protein DDR4. The record is from RefSeq and is a predicted model, not a curated record. Gene Ontology annotation, cellular component: RSF complex. Gene Ontology annotation, biological process: regulation of DNA-templated transcription. Lineage: Eukaryota; Viridiplantae; Streptophyta; Magnoliopsida; Lamiales; Pedaliaceae.
CCUGUCCCCAGAAAUGAGAAACCCUCACACCUUUAACCCAAAGCCAAAAUACUAACAAGAUUUUCCCCCAUUCUUCUUCUCUCAAACACCAUUCAAAGAACUUCAAUUACCCCGAAGAUUUCACCUUUUUAAGUCAAGGUUAACCCCUCAAAUCCUCAUUUUUACCAGCUCUGCUCCUGUUAGUUUGGUGUCUUUACUCCUUAACUUAAUUCACAAAAUCCAUUACUCCUGCAAUUUCUCACUGUUUGUCCCUCUUUGCCUCCUCUCCCCCUUCUCUUUCUGUCCGUGAAACAGAGGGACCGGAAGAACUCUCUGCAACUUCAAAAACCCAUGAUUGUUAUGCCAUGUUCUGUGUGCUAACAAUGAUUGUUAUGAUUGUCUGAUUAUGCCCUUUUCACCUUUUGCAGUUUAAUCUUCUUUGGUAUUAUUACUACUAUUGUUGUUGGUGUUAAUCAUUGUGUUGUUUUGAGAAAAACCCUAGCUUUGUCUGCCCAUUUGGUUUCGGAGCAGCAAUUCUUGGGCUGCUUCAAUGCAAGCCCUUGAUCUCCCAUGUAAUCCUUCUCUAGACCCCCGUGCGCCCGAUCUCUCCGCCAUGUCCAAGCAUUCCUCGCCGAUCCACUCCCCGGACGACCAGUCUUCCCAAAACCCGGAAAAUGGAAAAACCCAUGUCGAGAAUAACAAGAGUGAGAAUGUUAAGGAGAGUAGUGUUAAGAAUAGUACUACUAGUGACAAUAAUGGUAGUAGUACAAGUGUAGUAGUUAGGAGGGAGAGGCCAUCGAGGGCGUGCACGCAAAGGGCGGCAGCGAGGAUGCAGGCUGCUGCUGAGGCCGAGGCUGCUAUGGCUGAGGCUGAGAAGAAGAGAAAGAAGGCAAAGAGGGAGAGAUUAGCAGCAAGGCUGUUGAAGGAGGAGUCUGAGGAGGAGAUGGAGGAUGGCUUAUGGGAGGAGGACGAUGGAGGGAAGGAGGAGAAUGGAGAGGAGGAUGGGUCUUCUUCGCAGUCACGGUUGCAAUAUAGUAGAAUAGUUACCCCACUGGUCGGAGAGCCAGAGGCUUCACAGUUGCCGCGCUGGAAAAUACGGUCCAUGUGGCAGUUGGCUUCUAUUCUCAAUUUCUUGAAUGUAUUUAGGCCUUUAUUGAAUAUUAAAGUGGAAUUUUCGGCAGAGGAGUUUGAGACAGCUUUGAUGACCCCCAACAGUACUUUGGCUGAUAUACAUAUGCCACUGUUGAAGGCAAUUCCUCCGGUCACUAGAAUGGCACUUGGACAUGCUACUUGGAUUACUGUUUUAUGCAGAAAAUUGAAAGAUUGGUGGCAUUGGGUUGCGGAAGGAGAUCUACCUAUUGUUGCAUCACAUGGGACUGAAGUAGAAGCAUACAAUGCACUUGAUCCUGGUGUCCGAGUGGUGAUUCUGAAGGCCUUAUGUGAUAUUCGGGUUGAGCAAGAAGAUAUACGUAACCAUAUAGAUGACUCAAUCAAACAUGGGAUUCCACUUUCAGUAUUUCGCAAAGAACGCCUAGGGGGUGAUUCUUAUGGAAUCUCAUAUUGGUAUGAAGAUGAUCCCAUCAUUGGUCAUCGACUGUACAGAGAGAUCAGAAAAGUUGAGGUGAAAAAGGGAAAAGGAAGGAAUAUUCCGCCUAUUCCUCACUCAUCAUAUCAAUGGGAAGCAGUUGCCACUAAUCUGGACGAAUUCCAGAAUGUUUCUGAGAAGCUCUUUUCAAGUAAAAAUAGAACAGAGGUUUCCGUUGGGAAGAAAUUGAAAAAUGACUUGCUUCCUGAAAUUGAGAAGGUCCACAAGAGGAAGGAGAAAUUGUUGAAGAAACAACACAGGCAAGCGCUUAUGCUUCAUAGCAUGAUUAAUAUGGAUGGUCUUGCCACCGGGCGCUCUCUCCGUGAUCGAAAACCCGUCACUUAUACUUUUGAUGAUUAUGAUCGAUCAAUAAAUGAGGCUAUAAAGGUCACCAAGAAGAAACAGCCAUCCCCGGAACCUUUUGACAGGAGAGAUCCUUCUCUGAAACUUGAAGUUUCUACUAAUGGUAGACCUGGUGUUCCUUCUCAAUAUUCUCGGCCUGUCUCAUUUAGUGCGUUGUCUCCUAGAUCACCUGAAGAUGAUGAGUUUUAUGAUGAUCAGAAAACUGAAUCAUUGGAUCGCAGCAAUCGCCGAAGGCAGCGGCCUCAGCGGUACUCUGUCAAAGAGUUUGUGGAAGCUGUCUCAGAUAACGAGGCAGAUUUUGAUAGUGAUGAUGAUAUAGUUGGUGAAGUGGUUUACGAUGAUGAAUACCUAAAGAGACGAAGAAAGAGAGCGAAGAUGUCGAGUAGCUCCGAAGGCGAUGAAGAGUAUCAAUGGGAUGAAGAAAAUCCUGAAGAGGAAGAAUAUGAAGAAGAAGAUGAUAUCUUAAGUACGAGUGAGGACAGUGAUCAGCCUCGCAGGUUCAAGACAUUGCCGGGCCGCACUAGGAGGGAAACGAAAUUGAGGUCAGUUGAUGAGCUCCAGUCAGGUCUCAGGCGCAGUAAAAGGGCGACAAAAAAUCGUAUCAAUUACAGGCAGUAUGAGAUGUCUGAAUCAGAUACUGAGUCAAUGAAGCCUGAUAAGUCAAGUGCAUUAGAUGAGCACUCUACCGCAAGUGAUAAUGCAGAGUUCUCAACGGGUAGUCAAGAUUCUGACGAGAAGAUCGGUAAGCAAGAGCUGCAUGCCAAUCAGCCCAUCGAGGAGCAGUAUCCUGAGAUGGUUGACGAAAAGCAAACCAAUCCAGAAGAGCAAACUAAUCACAGAGAUGAAGAAGAAGCUGAAGGAGUAAGAAAAAGACGUUUUCUCGAUUUAAAUGAGCUUGCUCCAGGUUCUGGGUUUGAUGAUGGCCCCAACUCAAUGGCAGAUGAAGAACCAGAUGACUUCUAAAGUUUCCUUUCCACCGAAAAAGGGGAGAACAUGUUUUCUCCCAAGGAAGCUUAUUUGAAUGUUAGAUGACUUCUAUAUUUGUGGUAAAUCCACUCCAAGAAGGAAGUGACUAAUGGAGAGUUACUCCCUUGGCGAAAUUUAAGCUACACCCUGAAUUAUUAAUGUUUUCCUGCUGGGGGCAGCUUGAUGCUGAGGAAAUUAUGAACAUUUAGUCAAAUUUACGGUUACAUCUGAGAGAAAAAGCACAAAAUGAGAUAUGGAUGGGGAAUUCUGUUAAGAGUUCUUACUCUUUGAUGCACUCAGUGUACAAUAACUUGUUAAUUGAUAUUUGUAUUGAAAGAUUUCUCUUUUAGA